GAGAGAGAGAGAGAGAGAGAGAGAGAGAGAGAGAGAGAGAGAGAGAGAGAGAGAGAGUGGUACUGGGCCUUACGUACGUCAAAUAGGCCCCUCAAUAUGGAAUUUCUAAAAUACAUAUCGAUCUAACUAUUUACCGUCACACCUUUGACACCUUUCAGAUAUUAGAUAGAUCGUUUGUGAAGGAGGAUCAUUCUCCUAAAAAUAAGAGGGGAAAAAACCAAUGAUUCUGCUUCUUUUGCGCUGUGUAAUAAUGGAAACCGUGAUCCGUUCGCCCACAUAUUACCUGGAUGAGUUUCUUCGAAUAAAAUCAAGAUAUAUCUUAGACGUAAAUGUAUAUUUGAAUAAUUCCUAUUUCGAACUUUCCGGAAGUGUUGAUAUGGGUCACGGUGAAACGUUUCUCGGUAUGCCUAUUGCUCUCGCGUGUCUACCUUUGGAAAUCUGGAGCGAUCAUGUAAUCGUAGCGACUGAUGAAAUCGUUAUAACCAACGAUACGUUUCGUUUUUGGACGAGACAAUUGUUCAAAAAUAUAUAUAAAUAUAUAUCUACGAGAUUUUUUAAGCGGAAACAUAUAAGGCAGAAACUCCAACGAGAAGAACCGAGUGAAGGUCGUUAUUUGUGAAAUAAUAACAAGACGCUUUUAGAUGAAUCGUCCGCGUUGCGUUUGCGAUUAUCAAUUCAUUAGUAAUGGUUCAAGUAUAGCACAUAUACGAAUAAUAUUGCAAUUUUUAUGAGAGUGACGUUCCUAAUCUAUUAAAUUCUAGACUUGAAGCCAUCAUCUUGGAAGAAGAGAAAAAGCAAUUAUUGUCCGGUCCAGUUUUGGAACCGAGAAACUUUGCUUGCGAGACCAAUAUUUCAAAUAAUAAAAUCCAAGAGACAACUCGGGACGAAAAUAAAUGUUCCUAACAUUGAUAGCUUCGUGACCACGAACGUACAUCCGGAUUCAUUUAUGUUCUCUCAGUAAGCAAUAAACUUGACCUAAAAGAAAAGGAAAGUAAGAACAAGAGCGAUCGCUCUAACAUUUGGAAUAGCAUUUUUUAAACUAUAGGUUACGAGUCCCUAAUCAAUUGGUGCUUUGAUGAUAAUAGACAUUGGAUUGGAAUCGUAUAAUCAUCGAGAAAAAAUCGAUGAAAUUUUCGAUAAUAUCUCGAAACUUUUCAUGUUUCCCCAAAAGUCAGGAAAGCUCGGAGAAGAAGAAUCUGGAGCAAGAGGCAUAUAGCCUUGACGCAUAACCUUGCUCCGUGAACUUCGACGUCAUGGUCGAAAGUACAACUGGUACUUGUCCGUGCUCGAAUAAGUCAUGGCCCGUUAAGAUCGGAUCGUAGACUCCGAUCACUUUCUCCGACCGAUGGCCUGGUCGAGGACAGGCAAAGAGGAAGGCAGAAAAGAGGGAAGAAAUAAAUAAGAGGAAAAGAAGAAAUUAAUAGAUAAAAAAAAAAUAUCGAAAGCAGGUGGACCGAGAAAGAAGGAAAAGGAAGGUGAGUUUCAAUCACCAUCAUGAUCAAGACUAAUACAAACAUGGACAGAGUCAGGUGAGUCCACCUCCACCGUACUCGACCAACAGCCCCACCGCGUCUCCAAUUGCCACGACUUUCCGCUUUGGCUCCUUCCUUCUGUCCCCGGGGGAGGAUACGCGCCUAUAUAACUACGGCGUUCCACUGAUUGGACGAAGUAAGCCACGUUUUCCAGCGUCUAGGGAAGAAGAGAACGCAGCCCGAGUCCAACGGGCGGCACUCCAAGAAAUAUGAGGAUUCGCCCGGGAUGCGCGACUGCACUAGCAGUGCUACUGCAGAUCGUUCUUGUGGCGGGCAAGGCUUUGGAGCAAACGCAGCAAAUACAGUUACAAGUGCGGCAACAACAGCAACAACAACAACAACAACCGCAGCAAGUCCCGUACGGUACAGCGGCUGAGAAACGAUUGGCCGAUUGGAACGGAGAUGCCGGGGGUCAUUAUGGCGGAGAUGAUUAUGGUGGUAGUUUAGCUGGUGGAGAUUACGGUGGAGAUGUCGGAGGUGGUGGAGAUGACGUUGGGGGAGCGAUCGAGGAACACCACGUGCAAGAACAUCACGACGAUCAUCACGAUCAUGGGUACUGGAAAAAGAAAUUGAUUUGGAAAAUAGGUUGGAAGAAAAUUUGGAAACCAGCUCAAAAACAAAUUUGGAAACCUGCGUGGAAGAAGAUUUGGAAGCCUGUUUGGGAGCCGACAAAGAAAGCCGUUUGGAAGGAAAUCCAAGUACCAGCGUGGAAAAAGAUUUGGAAGCCAGUAUGGAAGGAGAUACAGGUGCCAGUGUGGAAAGAAAUUCAGGUACCUGCGUGGAAAAAAAUUUGGAAGCCUAUAUGGGUGCCUAUCAAAGUUCCAGCUUGGAAAGAGAUUCAAGUGCCCGAUUGGAAGAAGAUUUGGAAACCCGUGUGGAAGGAGAUAAAGGUGCCAGCUUGGAAGGAAAUUCAAAUACCGGCGUGGAAGAAACUUUGGAUACCGGAAUGGGUGAAGAUCGGUAUACCCGGUGAACAUUAUCACGGUACGGACCAUCAUGGCUGGCAAUAUACCAGUCACGAUUUGUGGAAAAAGAAACUGAUCUGGAAACCGGUAUGGAAAAAAUAUUGGAAACCGGCGAAGAAACAAAUAUGGAUACCGGACAAGAAGCUCGAGUGGAAGGAAGCAUGGAAGCAGAUUUGGCGACCUGCCAAGAAACAAAUCUGGGUCGAGGACAAGAAGCUCGCGUGGAAGGAAGAAUGGAAACAGAUAUGGAAGCCGGACAAGAAGUUGAUUUGGGUGCCGGACAAAAAGUUGGAAUGGAAGGAAGCUUGGAAGCAGAUUUGGAAAACGGAAAAGAAACUCGAAUGGAUACCGGAUAAGAAAUUAGCUUGGAAGGAAGCAUGGAAGCAGAUUUGGGUACCAGCUUGGAAAGAAAUUUGGGUGCCCGCCUGGAAGAAGAUAUGGAAACCGGUAUGGAUAUCGGAAUGGUUCCCUAACGAGGAUCACCAUCAUCAUCAGGGAUGGGCCGAUCGAAAGGACAGUCAAGGACAGAGCUCCCAAACAGUCCCACUUAGUCCCGAGUUAGUCGCAGGAAAUCAAAAUAAGAGCGAGCAGGAACAGCUAGUCGAGAAGAAUCAAGUUAGGUGGAACAGAUCCUUCGAAGGGGAUGUUAAGUCACCGGCAGAAAGUUUGUUACCACCUCCUAUUCCAACGUCGAAUCGAAACGCCGUCCCUUCCAACUUUACCUUUCGCAAUCGUUGAUCCGUCUUGAAAGCUCUGAUGCGAAUGGACCAACUCGUAAUACCUGUACAAAUAUUUCACUCUAAGAGUAUUGUAACAUAUGUCCCUUGUGUAUAUAUUAUCUUAAUAAGCUUAAUAUAAGCUUAAGAUAUCCCUUCGAGGUACUUCAUUUUGUUUCUCGUUUUGACGCUUCAGGGAAUCUUAUCGCUCUUAUCCUUCUUUUUCUUUCUUUCGUUUUAUACCAAUUUCCUUUUGUUGUAUUAUCGUUUUCCUUAGUUUUUUAUUUUCUUUUUUGUUAAUUAAUGACGUUACGAAUAAAGUUUAUGAAUAUUUUGUUAAUA
This is a messenger RNA of Vespa mandarinia (Asian giant hornet), 3555 nucleotides long. RefSeq lists its product as uncharacterized. The record is from RefSeq and is a predicted model, not a curated record. Lineage: Eukaryota; Metazoa; Arthropoda; Insecta; Hymenoptera; Vespidae.